AUGACCAGAAUAAAAAAAUUGAACAAGCACGCUUCAGCUACCUUCAGUAGCUACUUAUCAGCAUGGCCUGAUCUUCUCUUUUUGGUUUUGGACAAGUUGUUGGAACCCAUCGACCAUGUCCGUUGUGCUGCCGUCUGCAAGCAAUGGCAAUCUCUUGGAAAAGAAUAUAAUCUUGCGACGCAGCGAUGGAGCAGGGUAGCUCCUAUGCUCAUGAUUUCCGGCAGAUCAUCUACAUCGAUGUUCAGUGUUUCCGAAGGAAAAAGCUACAUUAAAAAUGUUCAGCUUCCGAACAAACAUAACAGGAUUUGUGGCUCUAGCCAUGGUUGGUUGGCCAUAGUAGACAAAACUAGUCAGGACAUAACUCUUGUGAACCCCUUUGCACAAGCAAUGGUGCCCAUUAAUCUCCCUCAUUUUAAGGAGAACGUCUCAAAGGUCAUCCUUUCUGCCGAUCCUGCUUUGAAUCCAACAAGUUAUAUGGUUGUAGCAAUCUACAAUUCGACAAAGUUAGCUGUUCUUAGAGGAGGAGAGGAAGAUUGGAAUUGCAUCAGACUACCAGACAAACUAUUUGACAGUCUUACUGAUGUUAUAAUUUAUAAAGGCCAGAUCUACGCAGUAUCAGUUUGUGGAAAGAUUGUGUCAAUCAAUGUUAACAACUGUGUUAUCAACUCUUCACAUUCUCAAGAAUCACUGGAUGUUCGGGUGUUCAUGACUCGCAGUAGGAAAUUUAGAUUUAGGGAAUGUGAUGAGGCCUAUCUCGUGGAAUCAACCAAGGGACACCUAUGGCACGUACAAAGACGUAACAUAGGAGAAACACAAUUUGAUGGCAGUAUACUUUUCGAAGAUGGAUUUAGGGUAGACGAGGUUGAGUUCAGCGAUACAGAUGGUUGCAUGGUAAAGCAUGUUGAGGUAGAAAGCAUAGGAGAUGAGGCUUUGUUCCUUGGCAAAAAUUAUUCAGUAUCUGUUUCGGCUUCAAAGCUUCCAUGGUGCCUGCCAAAUUCCAUAUACUUCACUGGAGAUUUGGAAUCUGUUAUGACAAUUUACGAUGUAGAUCAGUUGGGAACUGCUUGUGCAGCUUGCGAUCCAAAUUAUGGCCAAAAGCCACCCGGACUCUGGAUUACGCCACCAUUUAAGGGCCUCUGCUAA
Messenger RNA from Fragaria vesca subsp. vesca, 1143 nucleotides. Its product is annotated as putative F-box protein At3g25750-like. Gene Ontology annotation, molecular function: protein binding. Bases 1 to 1143 code for a protein of 380 amino acids. Lineage: Eukaryota; Viridiplantae; Streptophyta; Magnoliopsida; Rosales; Rosaceae. The record is from RefSeq and is a predicted model, not a curated record. The transcript has a single exon.